This is a messenger RNA of Nymphalis io (European peacock), 1311 nucleotides long. It is a transcript of the gene sing, whose product is annotated as protein singles bar. Gene Ontology annotation, cellular component: membrane. Lineage: Eukaryota; Metazoa; Arthropoda; Insecta; Lepidoptera; Nymphalidae. The coding region runs from base 249 to 794 and encodes 181 amino acids. The record is from RefSeq and is a predicted model, not a curated record. The transcript has 4 exons.
CAAUCUCCUUGAAAAAAUAUGGGUUAAAGCGUGGUUCAUCGAACUUUUUAGUUGUAAACGAUCACAAAACGUCUAAAAAUAUUGUGUGUGACUAAUGCCGAUGUGUAAAUGGUGAAAUAUUUUAACUCUCCUAAAUUUCCUGUCGGUCCAUUAACGUGUGCUGGUUGGGCUUUGUCUGGACACGCUCGUCGUCAUUUUAGAACGAAAAUAAUAGACAAAAAGCAACUUUAAUUAUUUGUAUAAGCAUAAUGACUCGAGGCCCUACUAUAGUGCGGGUGGCUCCAAGUGGUAAUAAUGGCAGAGGUAUUAAAUGCUGCUGCUGCCGUUGUUGCGAAUGUCUUAACUUGGGAUAUUUAACUUCACAGCAUGGUGCUUUAAAGUUGGCUGAAGCGAUGCUAGGAAGUUUAUGUCAAAGUCUGUUAGUAAAGUAUGGGUUAUCAGAAGCGAGCAGCAUGGGCUCCGCGUUCCAUGGCUUCCUGACGACUGCGUCGGCGUGCCUGCUGACUACUGCUCUGCUCAUCGCCUGCUAUGUGUUGUCAUCCAAUUCUCAACAUUUGAUACGACAAUCAGUUUUCGAAUUUGUAUUCAACGCUGUGGCUUGCUUUAUGUAUUUAUCGGCAUCCUCUUACAUGGGCGUGGCUGUUAAUAUAUAUCUGUAUCCUCGCUACGCGCUUGUCAACAUGUAUGCAGCGUAUCCCGCAAUGACAGCAGUAUACUACAUUGGUGUCGUCGUUGGAAUACUUCAUGGAGUGGACGCUUACAUAUCCUAUAAAUAUCAUAAAGGAAUACGAUAAAUGGACGAACACUCGGUCUAACCAUUAAAUAGACAUUUGAAGUUUCAUUCUAACAUUUAAUAAAGCAACAGUGGUAACGAGACUCAACACAAUGAACAUUAAAACUUUACUAAUUAUUGUUCUCAGAACUAUUUACCUCGUUUAAUGAAAUUCUAUUAUUUCAUUGAUUUUCCUUUAAAGGUAAGGACUAGGGCACAAUCAAUCUUUACGGCACUUUUUAUAUUGUGCAGUGUAAGAAAUAAAAAGUGGUCUUAAAAUGGCGAUGAGUCAUAAAAUAAUAUAUUUUUUUAUUUAAUUAAUUCGUAAAAAAUAGUAACAUAAGAAAUUGCAAGAAAGGCUUAAAUAUUGAUUUGAGUAGUAAUUAAAUACUUAUAAUGUAUUUGCAUUACGAAAAAUGUAUCUUUACUUGUGACAGUGUAUUUCUCAGUUAUCAAAAAACAUAUGAAUUUUUUAAUCAUGUAAUCACCAAAAUAUCUAAAUAAGAUAAAAUAACCAUUAACAUAUCUUUCUCAUCUAG